Psammomys obesus (fat sand rat) is the source of this 1399-nucleotide messenger RNA. Its product is annotated as diphosphoinositol polyphosphate phosphohydrolase 3-alpha-like. Gene Ontology annotation, cellular component: nucleus; cytoplasm. NCBI's taxonomy places the organism in Eukaryota, Metazoa, Chordata, Mammalia, Rodentia, Muridae. The record is from RefSeq and is a predicted model, not a curated record. Gene Ontology annotation, molecular function: bis(5'-adenosyl)-hexaphosphatase activity; diphosphoinositol-polyphosphate diphosphatase activity; endopolyphosphatase activity. The transcript has 2 exons. Gene Ontology annotation, biological process: diadenosine hexaphosphate catabolic process; diphosphoinositol polyphosphate metabolic process; adenosine 5'-(hexahydrogen pentaphosphate) catabolic process. Bases 320 to 751 code for a protein of 143 amino acids.
GGUCCACUCGUGGGCUGUGCGGAGGCGAGGGCUGCAGGCUCUGUGCUCCAAGCUCCAGGCGGCGGAAGCGACGCCUCCAAUCAGGCAGCGGGCUCGCGACCCUCCGCGCGACCAGCCAGCACUGCCCGCCCCGCGGACUGACUGACGCGCCGGCUCGCCUCCGCCCCCGCGCCUGUCUCCGCCUAGUCUACCCCGGCUGGGCUCAGGCUCCGCUGCGCUUGGCUGCAGCCCUUGCCAGGCCCUUUCCCUGUCCGCUGCAGCUUCUGAGGCCGGCUUGCUUGCUAGGCAGCUAUAAGUGAUCUCCAAGGCAGGGCCAAGGAUGAAGUGCAAGCCUAACCAGACGCGGACCUACGACCCUGAAGGCUUCAAGAAGCGCGCUGCGUGCCUGUGCUUCCGCAGCGAGCGCGAGGAGGAGGUGUUGCUGGUGAGCAGCAGCCGCUACCCCGACCGCUGGAUCGUGCCGGGAGGGGGCAUGGAGCCCGAGGAGGAGCCGGACGGCGCGGCGGUGCGCGAGGUGUUUGAGGAGGCAGGAGUCAAGGGGAAGUUGGGCCGCCUCUUGGGCGUCUUUGAGCAGAACCAGGAUCGCAAGCACCGGACCUAUGUGUUCGUGCUCACCGUCACCGAGCUGCUGGAGGAUUGGGAAGACUCGGUCAGCAUCGGCAGGAAGCGAGAGUGGUUCAAGAUCGAGGAUGCCAUCAAGAUGAACAGAGAAACCAUGUUCAAGAUUACACCGAAAUCAUCAUGGAUGUGAAUCCAGUAUUUAGUGGUAUUGUCAAGUUCACGGGAGCAUUUUAAGGUUCCCAAGGAGACCACUCAUCUGGUUUUCCUGCUACACCUUGGAACACUCCUCUGUCUUAUUUACCAACGUUUUUGCUCUGGUUGUUGUACUCUUGUAUGUGAACAGACUUAAUUCAACACCUAUAGCCUUUUGUUGUGCAUUUCUGAUGUGUUUGCCUUCUUCAUUAGACUAUUACCUUUGAGAGCAACUACUAUUUUUCCUUACUCUGCAUAUUCUGCAUCCAAGACACUACUUGAAAUAUGUUUGGCAUCACUGGAGGUCUCUGAUUCAAUUAAUAUUUUGUAAUCUCUUUGUGGCAAAACAUUUCCUUUCCAAUCUGGUGCUAGUAGAGUAUCUGCUGUCUGAGCACCAUGUGUGUGGCUCAUGUGUAAUAGGUGUUUCACAAGCAUUUCAGGACAGUUGAAAGCAUUCAAGGACAAGAAUUAGUACUCAUUUAUAUGUCACAUCACACAAUGGCUGGCACAGUUUUAAUAUUAUGCCAUCACUUAAGCUAACACUUGAUAGAACUAGUCCUUCAUGUAACAACUUUCAUGUUUUUGUACUGUUGUUAAUUUGCUUAAAAUUUUAUUCAAAAAUAUCACUUGCUAUAAAGGUAAUUGU